Phragmites australis (common reed) is the source of this 1850-nucleotide messenger RNA. RefSeq lists its product as uncharacterized. Gene Ontology annotation, molecular function: protein binding. The record is from RefSeq and is a predicted model, not a curated record. NCBI's taxonomy places the organism in Eukaryota, Viridiplantae, Streptophyta, Magnoliopsida, Poales, Poaceae. Bases 198 to 1664 code for a protein of 488 amino acids. The transcript is spliced from 8 exons.
GACUCGCUGCCCCUGGGCCCCAUCAACGGGCGCGACAUCUACGGGCAGCCCCUUUCCCUUCCUCCUCCCACCGAUCCCAGCUGCGACUCGACUCGACCCGGUUCCGCUUCCCCAAACCCUAGCCCCACCACCGCCUGCCUCCUCCUCGUGAGACCCCCUAGAUCCAGCGCGCGGAGGAGGAGGAGGAGGAAGGGGGGAUGGACGGGCCCAAGCGGUCGCAGCUGCGGGUGCGGCUCCGCGUGACGGCGCGCCGGCGGGGCGGCGACGGCUCGGGCGGGGGCGGUUCGGGGGGUGCGGGCGGGGGCGGCGCGGGGGGACGGAAACGGCGGCUGGAGGCCCCUGUCCUCAACUCCGCGGCCAAGCUGCAGCGCCGCGAGAUCGGGGGCCGCCAGCUCGCCGCGCGCGGCGGGGGGCCCGCGGCCGCCGUGCCCGAGCGGUUCCGGAACAUGCAGCUCCAGGAAGAGUUUGAUACGUAUGAUGAUAACGCACACCUAUUUGUGAAGCUACAAUUUCUUAAAAGAAGAUCCAAAAUUAUUGAGAUUGUUGCAGCAAAGGAUAUCAUAUUUGCUCUUGCUCACUCUGGGCUUUGUGCUGCUUUUAACCGAGUAACGAACAAGCGCAUAGCCUUCUUGAAUUUAAGCCCAGAUGAAGUGAUUCGGAGCUUGUUCUACAACAAAAACAAUGAUUCGCUUAUUACUGUGUCAGUUUAUGCAUCUGACAAUUUCAGCACAUUGAAGUGCAGAACAACCCCGAUCGAGUAUAUAAGAAGGAAUCAGUUAGAUGCCGGAUUUCCUCUUUUUGAAUCAGAAUCUCUGAAGUGGCCUGGCUUUGUCGAGUUUGAUGAUGUAAAUGGGAAAGUACUGACUUACUCAGCACAGGAUGGUAUCUAUAAGGUCUUUGACUUGAAAAACUACUCCUUUCUAUAUUCGAUACCAGAUGAAAAUGUGCAGGAGAUAAAGAUCAGUCCAGGAAUCAUGCUCUUGAUAUAUGAUAGAACACCGAGUUAUGUUCCUUUGAAGAUAUUAUCAAUUGAAGAUGGAAAGCCACUGAAAUCUUUUAAGCACUUGUUGCAUCGCCACAAGAAAAUUGAUUUUAUUGAGCAGUUCAAUGAGAAGCUCCUUGUCAAGCAAGAGGACGAGAACUUUCAGAUACUUGACGUGCGGAGUUCUGAGCUAAUUGAAGUCAGUGUCACCAAGUUUAUGACCCCUUCAGCAUUCAUUUUUCUGUAUGAGAACAAUCUCUUCUUGACAUUCCGAAACAGAACAGUUGCUGUAUGGAACUUCCGAGGAGAGCUUGUGACUUCAUUUGAAGACCAUUUGCUUUGGCAUCACGAUUGUAGCACCAACAAUAUUUACAUUACAAGCGACCAGGAUCUGAUUAUCUCGUACUGCAAAUCUGAGGCAGUGGCUGAGGAUGGUACAGUUACUCCAAUUGGAUCCAUCAACAUGAGCGAGAUUAUGACCGGCAAGUGCAUCGCAAAGAUUGCUGCCAAUGAUCCCGUUCUCAAUGCCACCCCUCGCAGAACUAGUUGCAGCAAGCGGUCCUCAGUCUGGAGCACCGUUCCAGAAGCUCUGGAGGACGUGACAGCGCUGUUCUAUGAUGAGGACAGGAACGAGAUCUACACUGGCAACAAACACGGGCUGGUGCAUGUGUGGUCUAACUAGAUAGUAAUAUGUACAUACGCGUCUCCCUUUUGAUCUGACUCGAAGAUUGGAUUAGCUUUACUGCCAUUCUGUAUCAUCCCCGGCUUGGGGCCUACCUAGCUCUUGUCUUUGGCAAUAGUGUGUUUCUGAUUCCUUGAGCAAUUGUGAGAAUGCAGUCUUGUAAAUAUCUUCUGUAUUGUCCUGUCA